Oncorhynchus tshawytscha (Chinook salmon) is the source of this 1719-nucleotide messenger RNA. RefSeq names its product exosome component 9 (gene exosc9). Lineage: Eukaryota; Metazoa; Chordata; Actinopteri; Salmoniformes; Salmonidae. The record is from RefSeq and is a predicted model, not a curated record. Gene Ontology annotation, biological process: nuclear polyadenylation-dependent mRNA catabolic process; nuclear polyadenylation-dependent rRNA catabolic process; nuclear mRNA surveillance. The coding region runs from base 93 to 1370 and encodes 425 amino acids. Gene Ontology annotation, cellular component: nuclear exosome (RNase complex); cytoplasmic exosome (RNase complex). The transcript has 12 exons.
GAGUUCAUGAAUGUUGAUGAUUGUUGAAACGUGAACACAUGUUAACAAAAAACCACACCGGCAUAGCAAUAUACAAUUCAUAGACAGCCAACAUGAGAGAUACGCCGUUAUCAAACUGCGAGCGGGACUUUUUACUCAAAGCUAUUCAAGAAAAAAAGCGCUUGGAUGGGAGACAGACCUAUGACUACAGGAGCAUCAAGAUCUCGUUCGGGACAGAUUAUGGAUGCUGCUUUGUUGACCUGGGGAAGACGAGGAUCAUGGCCCAGGUGUCCUGUGAGCUCAUUACCCCGAAAGAGAACCGACCGAAUGAAGGACUCAUUUUCUUCAACAUUGAGCUGUCUCCCAUGGCUUCUCCAGCAUUUGAGAUGGGCAGGCAGUCAGAGCUGUUGGUGAAGCUGAACAGACAGCUGGAGAGAUGCCUCAGGAACUCCAAGUGUAUAGACACAGAGUCUCUGUGUGUAGUGUCUGGAGAGAAGGUGUGGCAGAUUAGGGUGGACGUCCACUUGCUGAACCACGAUGGUAACCUAAUGGACGCUGCCAGCAUUGCUGCCAUCGCGGCCCUCUGUCACUUCAGACGGCCCGAUGUGGGCAUCCAGGGAGAGGAAGUCACUGUGUACAGUACAGAGGAGAGAGACCCCAUUCCCCUCAGCAUCUACCACAUGCCCAUCUGUGUCAGUUUCUCCUUCUUCCAACAAGGGACCUACCUGUUGGUUGACCCGUGUGAGCGUGAGGAGCGUGUGAUGGACGGCCUGCUGAUGAUAGCCAUGAACAAACACAGAGAGAUCUGCUCCAUCCAGUCUAGUGGAGGCAUCAUGCUGCUCAAAGACCAGGUCCUCAGGUGCAGUAAGAUUGCUAGUGUCAAAGUGUCAGAGAUCACAGAGCUAAUCAACAAAGCCUUGGAGAACGACAAGAAAGCCAGAAAAACUGGGGGUAAGUUUGGCUUCGCAGAGUCGUUGCCCCAGGAGCGAAUCACAGCGCUGAAAACAGACGUGUCACAUGUGGAAAUGAGUGACGUCAAGGAGAAGGCCAAUGAGAUCGUCCAGAGAGCUGAGGUCCCACCCCAAACCGUUCCCUCUCCAGUGUUAACUGCCCCAGGUACAGGCCAGGUGGGGGAGGGGCUAGAGAACUCCUGGGGUCUGAAGGAAGAGGAGGAGGAGGAGGAGGAAGAUGAGACGGUGGAGUUGAAGAUGGAGUUGGAAGAGGGACAUGAGGAGAAGGGGAGAGGUGACGUGGUGGUCAUCUCAGACAGUGACAGCGAGGAGGAGGAUGUUGUCAUCUUGAACCAGGUAACAACAAAGGAGAAGGCCUCCAGCUCUAACCAACAGGGGGCAGUAGCCUCCAAGCAGCAGCAGAAGAAGAAGGGGCAGUAGCCUCCAAGCAGCAGCAGAAGAAGAAGAAGGGGCAGUAGCCUCCAAGCAGCAGCAGAAGAAGAAGGGGCAGUAGCCUCCAAGCAGCAGCAGAAGAAGAAGGGGCAGUAGCCUCCAAGCAGAAGAAGAAGAAGAAGAAGAGGUAGUGAAAUAUGUUUGUUUUUUCCUUCAGCGGAUUGAACAUAAAUACAAAUAAAUAGUAGACUGGAAAUUGACCACAAGAAGCCACAAAAUAUAUGACUAAAACAAUAAUUUCAAACCCUGCUUACAUUUGUAUACAAACAGUUGUCUCUCUGUUAUGUGUGAGAGAACUUGGGAACAGAUUUCCUAAAUUAAAAUAAUUUCUAAGAUG